AUAAUUUCAAAACUUUAAAAUGGAUGACAUGGAUAGCUUCAUUGACCGAAACAAACAUUUUCAAGAUUAUGGAGAUGACUGAGACAACAGGGGGUUCAUAAUGGAUUCCAUCUUUGAUACCUCUAGGGAUAAAUCCUAUGAGAAGCUAGAAAAGGCGACCAAGUACCUUCGUAACCUCUCCUUUGAUGCAAAUGAAAAGAACAGCUUGAUCCAACAGAUAGAAGAUGCUGAAAUCAGCUACCAGCUGUUUCAUCGUAAGCUGGACACCGAAGAGCAGGAGAAAUAACUCCAAGCUUACACGUAGGAGGCAGAAGCCGGUUGUGGUACAUCCAGAGAAUUUCAACAAAAUCGACCCUUAUGAGAAGAAUAUUAUUGAUAAGAUAAAGCAUAAGAAGCCUAUUUUCUUGAAGGACAUUAAAAUGGACUACUCGAUUUACUACAAUUAUAAGCAGCGGAAGUUAUUCGACAAGAAAGCUCUACUGGCUAAGAAGAAGCUAUUCCAGGCUGCUGAGGAGAUCCGCCGUAAUAUGACCAGGAACCGAUAUCGAUCUAAGUGACAGAAGUUUGAUAAGAAAGAAAUGAGCCUGACCAUGAGCAGCAGCUUCGAUAGGAAAUAUAAAUCAAAUCAAAUAUCUCCAGACUCGAGUAUUUUUGAGCAAAAAGAGCAUGGCUUACCUAAAGAGCUGUUCAUGGGGAAGUCAAACUUUAAAAUCCCUUGUUCAAUCAAGGUGGACCAAAAUCAGGCUUCAACAAUGGUGUCGUUAAGGAGGAAAAAUUCAUCUCCCGAGUCGAGGAACUUGAAUUUUCAGAAAAGUCCAUCAAAGAUUGCCAAAGAGGAAGCCAAGAAGUUAGCAGAUAGUAAGGAUUCCCUACUAAAGAGCGAGCUCCCACCAGCUCUUAAGAGCGGGACUUUGAUAUCUUCCAAGCAAAAAGUUCGGGUGAACACCAAGCAAGCACCAAGGAAAUCUAAAAAGCGCAGAUUUAUGAAAACCUUCGCAGAGAGCCCAAGAAAGUCAGCAAUGAAAUCAACAGUUUCUACCUCAUUUUUAAAUAUGAAACGAGAAGGUGUCAAGACAUUGAAUGUGAACCAAAACAGCAAUGGGUUACCAAGAAGAGGCGCGUUGGUGACUAUCCGUGAGCCAAAGAUGGGCAGCAGCUCUAAGGCUAUUCACACCUUAAACUCUAACAAGGCACACCAGGAUUCGAACGAGAAUACUAGGAAGUAGCUCUAAGAAAAGACUUGCUUCUUAUUUCCAAUCUAGGAGGUAUAAGACACAGAAACUUCGACAUAAAUUUUACUCUAUCUCCAAGGCAUGUGAUGAUGCUACUCUCAAAGGUCGUGAGGACAUGAGGGAGUUGUUAUUCGAGCGGUUUAAGCACAAAAUUCAAGACCAGGAAUUCAAGAAAACUUUAUCACUGAUGGAAAGCCUAGAUUUUGCUACUACGAACUCUCUUAGCAUAAUGUACGACUACAUGAAAGGAGAUAUUGACGAGAGCAUCCAGAACCAGCUUUGUAUCAUGGAGGACUACAAUUCUGGCAAAGGUGACCCCUCCCGAGUAGUUGCUCGGAUCGAGAGAGCCACUAAGAAAAAGAAGGAUAUUGUCAAGAAGAAGACUGGACGAUUUUAGGUACAUUUUCAACACCUCUA
Messenger RNA from Moneuplotes crassus, 1649 nucleotides. The record is from the annotation of a GenBank genome assembly. Lineage: Eukaryota; Ciliophora; Spirotrichea; Euplotida; Euplotidae.